Colletotrichum phormii is the source of this 1548-nucleotide messenger RNA. Its product is annotated as kinase-like domain-containing protein. The record is from RefSeq and is a predicted model, not a curated record. Bases 1 to 1548 code for a protein of 515 amino acids. Gene Ontology annotation, biological process: protein phosphorylation. The transcript is spliced from 4 exons. Gene Ontology annotation, molecular function: protein kinase activity; ATP binding. NCBI's taxonomy places the organism in Eukaryota, Fungi, Ascomycota, Sordariomycetes, Glomerellales, Glomerellaceae.
AUGGCCGAUCAGAAUCCCUCACAACCUCAAACCAUGGAGCCUCCUCACCAGGCACCGCCCAGCGUCCCCUCUCCCGCCCUAUCCACGCCUGGUUCCGUUCCCAUGAUGAACUCGCCAGUUCCUCUCCUUCGCCCUGCCAUCCCCGGCGGCCGAGGCGGAGGUGCUCGAACACCGAGACUCGGUCUCGCCAUUCCUCCAUCACCAAAUGCGAAACCCGUAAACUCACGACCACCUCUCCCGACCCUUCACCUGGCUACGCCCAUGGGCAGUCAGUCAACACCGUAUGAGCAACCACCGCGCGUGGGAGGCGUAGGACAAUCUGCCAGUGGCGGUAGCGAGAGCAGUGCGGCACACUCGAGAUCUGGAAGCUUCGGCCCCCUGGAUGGUCGAGCUAGCAACCCCACAUCAGCUGGCUCUCAGUACUCGGCGUUGUCCUUUGCCUCACAAUAUGGCUUUGCACGGCCCCAAGGCACCCCCGACCCGUCGUCCGCCGUGGGCUCGAUCUACUCUGAGCGGAGCGAAGGCGGUGUUGGGAUGGAACGAGAUGGCAGUUUGCAGGGUCUCGAAGCUUUUGACAAGCUGUCAUUAGAGCGGGGCAGGACGCUGGAUGUGGAGGAGCUCGACUCCGAGUCGUGGAGGGUCGCGAGUAUGGAAAACCGGAUUGAGGAGCUCGGUAGUCUCGGCGAAGGUGCCGGCGGAGCCGUUACAAAAGCCAAAUUGAAGGGUGGAAAGACCACAUUUGCCCUCAAGGUCAUUACCACAAAUCCCGAUCCCGACGUCAAGAAGCAGAUUGUGCGUGAGUUGGGCUUCAACAAAGAGUGCGCGUCGGAGCAUAUCUGCCGUUACUAUGGCGCCUUUGAGGACUCGACUACGGGAACGAUCUCAAUCGCCAUGGAAUUUUGCGAGGGUGGUUCCUUGGACAGUAUUUACAAGGAGGUGAAGAAGCUCGGCGGCCGGACGGGUGAGAAAGUCCUCGGCAAGAUUUCCGAGGGCGUCUUGCGGGGACUGACGUACUUGCACGGCAUGCGCAUCAUCCACCGAGAUAUCAAGCCAUCCAAUAUUUUGCUUUGCAGGAAUGGCGACGUUAAGCUAUGCGACUUUGGCGUCUCAGGAGACUUUGGUACCAAGGGAGAGGCCAAUACCUUCAUCGGAACCAGCUACUACAUGGCCCCGGAGCGUAUCACCGGUCAAUCCUACACCAUCACCUCUGACGUGUGGUCGACUGGCGUGACACUGCUGGAAGUGGCGCAACAUCGAUUCCCCUUCCCGGCCGACGGCACAGAGAUGCAGCCACGAGCUGGCUUGAUCGACCUACUCACCUAUAUUGUGCGGCAGCCGAUACCAAAGCUCAAGAACGAGCCGGAUGCCAACAUUUUCUGGAGUGAUAACUUCAAGUAUUUCAUCGAGUGCUGCCUGGAGAAGGAACCUACCAGGAGAGCGAGCCCAUGGCGGAUGCUCGAGCAUCCGUGGAUGGUGGAAAUGCGCGCGAAGCGUGUCAACAUGGCCAAAUACCUUGCUCAGGUUUGGGGCUGGGAUACCAAGCAAUGA